AUGAAAUUCAUUCCUUUGACUCACCACUAUCAAACUAUGGCUGUCAUUUAUGAAAAAUGUGCUGAUAUAUCAAAAUAGAUAGAUGCUCUUUCAUAAACAUCUAAACCUAAUGUUUUGAUUGAAAAUGAAGAUACAUAAUAGCAAGCUAAGAUUAUUCCUUAAGUUUAAGAAUAGGAAAUUAUAUAAAAAGAUAAAAAGCUUUUAGAUAGACAACUUUAAAAAUAGAUAGAAAACUUAUCAUUAGAUAAAUAAGAUUCAAAGAAAGAUUAGAGGAAAAAAUUUUAAAAAAGAAUAAAAUAGAAGAAGUUCGGAAAAACAAUCGCUAAAAAAUAGCUUAAAUAGAAAGUAUAAGUAACUUGUGAUCAUUGUGAUAAAGUGUUUGAAACAGAGAAGCUUUAUUAAAGACAUCAAUAUUAAUUGAUGUAUAGAAAAAAACUAUAGAAAAGAAAAUUGAUAAAACAAACAAAGGAUGUCAUUUAGAUUGAAGAAAAGGAAGUUAAGUAAAGUAAGAGAGGCAGAAAACCUAAAAAUGCUUAAAAAAAAAUUGAUUCAAUAGAAAUUUGCAUAUGA
Molecule: messenger RNA, 570 nt
Organism: Paramecium sonneborni
Lineage: Eukaryota; Ciliophora; Oligohymenophorea; Peniculida; Parameciidae
Source: the annotation of a GenBank genome assembly